AUGGAGUACUAUCAGGCCUAUAAUGGUAGGGAAAAGGUUUAUGAGACGAUUUAUGGAGACGAUGUGAAGUCCUACUCGCACUUGGUAUGGAUUUUUCCCACUUGUUGUGGCACUAGUCGAUUUGGAGAAUGUCAACAACAGGGAGUGGGUAUUCCACUUGUCUAUCCAGAUUCGUUCCACAACUUCUGCUACUAUCAUUUGACGACUAAUUUGCCCAUCACUGGAUCAGAUCCUAGGUACACGCUUGUGAUGGACCUUUUCCAAGAGGCGACAUACGCACUCUCACUUGAAAACCAUGCCAAGGCCAUACAGAAAAUUAGAGACUUGAACUGCGAUUGGGUGGCUGAUUACAUCGAGACCAUCCCACCUGAAGCAUAUGCGAAUGCCUAUUUCAAAGGUUGUCGGUAUGGACGAACAUCUAGUACUCUAGCAGAAUCACUGAAUAGUUGGCUUGUGGUUCACAAGAAGAUGCUUGCAUCUGCUCUUCUUGAUCAGAUUAGGAAGAAAAUAAUGUGCUUAAUGGCACAGCGUCGUGAAAUUGGCGCUAAUAUGAUGACUCCAUUAACCCCCGAGUACGAGGAAAAUCUUGCGCCUCUUCAAGAUGAAGGUUUGUCUUGGAUGUGGUGUGUAUACGGUUUCCCUUGUGCUCAUACUCUUGCAGCCAUACGGAAGAUUAAACGUGAGGCUAUUGAUUUCAUUUCACCUUAUUUUACGAGCGACUAUUUUAGGAAGACUUAUCUCCAUUGCAUCCAACCAAUUCCCAACUACAACAGGCCUGUUGAAAUUAAAGAAGGUGACACCAUCAACCCUCCUAUCAUAAAGAAGCAACCGGGUAGACCCCCAGGAAAAAGGAUUCUAAGUAAAGGUGAGAAGAAGCCUGCUUAUGUAGAAAUCAAGGAAUUCUGA
Papaver somniferum (opium poppy) is the source of this 906-nucleotide messenger RNA. RefSeq lists its product as uncharacterized. The transcript is spliced from 7 exons. The coding region runs from base 1 to 906 and encodes 301 amino acids. Lineage: Eukaryota; Viridiplantae; Streptophyta; Magnoliopsida; Ranunculales; Papaveraceae. The record is from RefSeq and is a predicted model, not a curated record.